Messenger RNA from Periconia digitata, 864 nucleotides. Lineage: Eukaryota; Fungi; Ascomycota; Dothideomycetes; Pleosporales; Periconiaceae. The record is from the annotation of a GenBank genome assembly.
AUGGACUCGUUUGAUUGCAACAGCCCUGCGUCAUCGGCGCAGAGUGUACACGCGCAAUUGACCUUUACUGCCUGCCCGCGAACACGCUUGAACCUCCACAAAUUGACCACGGACAUGAGGCCUUCUCCACGCUGUCUCGCGCCGGGGUUCUUCAGGCGGAGUUUGGAUGAGUUCAAACGCCUCUCCAAUGUUGCCCUGAAAUUUGAAGCAAUCAAGAAGCCUACGAAGGCCUUUCCUCUCAUCACCUUUGACUCGCCAGAUGACCUUUCCGCAUGCAAGCGCAUGAGCGACAAAGAUAUUGGCGGCUUCUCCAGCGCACACUUGGAUUUCCACCCUAUCACGCACGAUGCGCCCUCACAUGCCCGUUUCUACGGCGAGAUUUCUACAAAGCUGCCUGCAGAUCAACCAAACGUUCAAAGAACUGGAUAUGCUGGGUGGCGGACGCUGGAUCGCGGCUUCACAAUAUUUGGCAAGUCGCUUUGGGAUGUGAACAGCUAUAAUUAUCUUGCUAUUCAUUUCAAAAGCGACGGGCGCAAAUACUUUGUGAACGUCCAGACCGAGUCGAUAGUCCCUACAGAUAUACACCAACAUCGCUUAUAUACAAAGACGCCUGGCGAAUGGGAGACUCUGCUCAUAAAAUGGAGUGAAUUUGUCCGCACAAAUCACGGCCAAAUCGUAGAGCCUCAACGUGAAAUGCUGACGCAGAAGGUGCGGACCGUGGGUACAGCUUUGAUUGACAGGAUCCCGGGCCCUUACGAUCUGAGCAUCAGUAAAGUGUGGGCUACAAAUGGCGGGAGCGAUGACGAGAUACUGGCCAACGUCAAAGGUGCUGUCACAGGCUUGCCCAUGUCCCGGCUACGUUGA